AUGUCCAAUACUUUUCCUGCUUUUGAUUUGUGUCUAAUCCGGCUCUUUCUCCUUGAAGGCAUCUAUCCAUCCUGA
Molecule: messenger RNA, 75 nt
Organism: Fusarium pseudograminearum CS3096
Lineage: Eukaryota; Fungi; Ascomycota; Sordariomycetes; Hypocreales; Nectriaceae
Exons: 2
Coding region: 1-75 (24 amino acids)
Source: RefSeq, a predicted model, not a curated record